UUUCCCAGAUGACCGAGCGUGCAAACAGCUUCUGUAUCUGUUACAGACAAGAGAACUAAAUAUAGUCCGAGCCGGACAUCAACAUGCGCAUGUAAAUCUCACAGACAUCGGCUCACUUUAGAGAAUCUCCAGCUGUACACCGUACUUCUGUCAUCUGUUAACUAGUCCUGAUUGUUUUCCGCUGGCAGGAUUCACUUCUGCGAGAGAAGGGUGAGUCGCCGGGCCUUCGCUGCGCAAUCACUGAUGACCGUUCACGUAUGAACCAUGUGACCCAAUCAUCUGAAACGAGCGUGUACUAAAGAGAGACGAGGUUUGGACCUUGACACCUGCCCGCUGAAGGCAGAUUGUUGGCAUUAAAGGCCAUGGGACUGUCAGAUAAAGCUGUGAUCGGCCGAGGCCAAAACAGUCCUGACCCGCUGGUGCGUGAGGCCUACCUGAUGGCAUAUGACUACAUCAACUAUGUGACGGCCAAACCGGGCGUCCCGGUGGGUCCGGCGCCGUCCCGCGCCACGGCCGCCCUGCGUCACGCUGGAGACGAGCUGCUCACUCGCUUCCCCAUCUUCUUUCGCCGCUGGCCGCGUGUCUUUCAGGACGUGACGGACCGGACGGCCUGCUCGACGCUCGUGUCCAUUCUGGACGAGCACUUCGCCCCCACGCGGCACAGAGACCUGGCCUGGAGCGCCGUGCUGUCCGUGUUUGUUCUCUCCGGGCAGCUGGCCAUGCACUGCCAGGAGAGGGGCAUGACUGAGAUCCUGCCCCAGAUCCAGGAGUGCGUGGGCAGCUACGUCGAGAGGGUCAUCUGCCCCGAGAUCAGGGACAGAGGAGGAUGGUCGGGGUUUAUCAGUCGUUUCGGCGAGAAGCAGAAUCUGGAAGACCAGGUGAAGAAGGUCUGCUGCUGGUCCCUGCUCCUGCUGUGUUUCGGGAUCUUCUCCUACCUUGUUUGGAGAAGAAAAGCUUAGACAACAGCGCCAUCUGCUGAAAAAAUGUAAUAAGGACAUUCAUGAUCCGCUUGGUUUGUGGUAAGAGUUGAGAUAACGCAUUUCAGUAUUGCUAAAAAAACACAAAAUGUUAUCAAUAAAUACCUUUAUACACAAA
This is a messenger RNA of Puntigrus tetrazona (Sumatra barb), 1095 nucleotides long. RefSeq names its product BCL2 like 16 (gene bcl2l16). Gene Ontology annotation, molecular function: protein heterodimerization activity; protein homodimerization activity. Gene Ontology annotation, cellular component: mitochondrial outer membrane. Bases 363 to 959 code for a protein of 198 amino acids. The record is from RefSeq and is a predicted model, not a curated record. The transcript is spliced from 3 exons. NCBI's taxonomy places the organism in Eukaryota, Metazoa, Chordata, Actinopteri, Cypriniformes, Cyprinidae. Gene Ontology annotation, biological process: intrinsic apoptotic signaling pathway in response to DNA damage; extrinsic apoptotic signaling pathway in absence of ligand; regulation of apoptotic process.